Candoia aspera is the source of this 4872-nucleotide messenger RNA. RefSeq names its product glycerol-3-phosphate dehydrogenase 1 like (gene GPD1L). Lineage: Eukaryota; Metazoa; Chordata; Lepidosauria; Squamata; Candoiidae. The record is from RefSeq and is a predicted model, not a curated record. The coding region runs from base 95 to 1156 and encodes 353 amino acids. Gene Ontology annotation, cellular component: cytosol; glycerol-3-phosphate dehydrogenase (FAD) complex. The transcript is spliced from 8 exons. Gene Ontology annotation, biological process: glycerol-3-phosphate catabolic process; carbohydrate metabolic process. Gene Ontology annotation, molecular function: glycerol-3-phosphate dehydrogenase [NAD(P)+] activity; NAD binding; protein homodimerization activity.
UUCAUGGCCGCUGGAGGUUUCUUCGCAGCGGCCAUUAGGGGGAUUACGGAGCUCCGUUGCCCUGGGCUGUUUUGCGUCGCUGCAGCGACUUCCAAUGGCUCUGCCUCGCGCACCUUUGAAAGUCUGCAUCGUGGGCUCAGGAAACUGGGGGUCUGCUGUGGCUAAAAUAAUAGGCAAUAAUGUAAAAACAUUGCAGAAGUUUGCUUCUACAGUGAAAAUGUGGGUUUUUGAAGAAACUAUUAAUGGAAGGAAACUUACAGAUAUCAUUAAUAAUGACCAUGAGAAUGUGAAAUAUCUUCCUGGAUAUAAACUACCAGAAAAUGUGGUUGCAGUCCCAAAUCUGAACGAAGCUGUGAAAGAUGCAGAUUUGUUGGUUUUUGUCAUUCCCCACCAAUUCAUUUAUAAAAUCUGUGAUGCAAUUACUGGGCAUGUAGCAAAGAAAGCUGUUGGUAUAACUCUCAUUAAGGGAAUAGAUGAAAGCCCUGAGGGACUCAAACUCAUCUCCGAUGUAAUCCGAGAGAAAAUGGGGAUAGAUAUCAGUGUGUUGAUGGGAGCUAACAUUGCCAAUGAGGUAGCUGCAGAGAAGUUCUGCGAAACCACAAUAGGAUGUAAAAUUUUGGAAAAUGGCCUCCUUUUCAAAGAACUUCUACAGACCCCAAACUUCCGAAUAACUGUUGUGGAUGAUGCUGAUACAGUUGAGAUUUGUGGCGCUCUUAAGAAUAUAGUAGCAGUGGGAGCUGGCUUCUGUGACGGUCUUCGCUGUGGCGACAAUACCAAAGCAGCCGUCAUUAGACUUGGAUUAAUGGAAAUGAUUGCUUUUGCCAAAAUCUUCUGCAAGGGGCAGGUCUCUAUUGCCACUUUCCUGGAGAGCUGCGGGGUUGCAGAUUUGAUCACAACGUGUUACGGUGGCCGCAAUCGGAGGGUGGCCGAAGCAUUUGUUAAAACAGGAAAGACCAUUGAAGAAUUGGAGCAAGAGAUGCUGAAUGGGCAGAAACUUCAAGGACCACAGACUUCUGCAGAAGUGCAUCGCAUCCUUCAGCAGAAAGGUCUGGUGGAAAAGUUUCCACUAUUUACUGCUGUUUAUCGAAUCUGCUAUGAAGGAAAGCCUGUCCAAGAGAUGAUCUCUUGUCUCCAGAGCCACCCAGAGCAUAUAUAAAACAUGUGUUACCAUUGUCACAUUUCCUGCUUUUUCAUACUCAUCCAUGAGUUCAAAUUGAUAUAAUUGGUUUCCCUACUCCAUGAAGAAAUUGUAAAAAUAUGUAUAUCUAUGGGCUUCUCUAGACUGCUUUUAUUUGGUGUUUAUUAUAUAGCUCCUAGAACACUAGCUGUUAUUUUUACUGGCUAAAAUUUGGGUGGCUUUCAGAUAUACUGUGCAGGACUUGCACACUCCUCAGACUUAGUAAUCUCCUUGCCCCAUUUAAAAUGUGUGAUGUUCUUGUAAACAUAAUUCUAAUGCUUGCUUUUCAAAUGGGGACUCAUCUAGACUCCCCAGUGAUUUAAGGGGGAGAUGCAAUCUAGGACAGGGCUAAGGUACUGCAAUACUCCAAACGUUGCUGGACUACAGAUCCCAUCAAUGCCAGCUAGGUUCAGAGCAACGAGGAGAGCUUUAGUUGUCAACAUCUGGGGAGCUUUAAAUCGAGGGCAUCAUGCAAAUGCACAUCACCUAGAAGUUGUUUGCCAACGUAUACCAAGCUUCAAGAACAUGCAGUCAGUUUUUCAAUCAGAUUUGCACAUCUUGUAUGGCAUAGAUUACAAUUUAAUGAGGAUUACUUUAGUAAUAUUUGAUUGGUGGCGGAGUGGAAUUAAGAUUUUUGAAACUUAGAUUUUAAAAAUAAUUUAUUCUUAAAAGUAAUUUGAAGAAAUGAAAAUAUGCUUUUUAAAUGAUUGUGGUCUCCUUUUAAAAAAAAACUGGCUUCCCAACCUAGUAAAUGUGUAGGAGUGCAGUUCCUAGGAUCUCCUGCUCUAUCUGGGUAUGAUGGAAACUAUUGUUCUAAAUAAUGGUAAGAUUGCUGUUUAAAGCAAAGUCUGUUCUCCCAUGUUUAUCCCUUCUCUAAUUUGCCACUUAGCUUUCUCCCCUUUCUCUACCUAAGCCUAAGAAUUUUAGGUACCAAGUCAAAGCAUUUUUUGAUCUACAGUAGCUGUGGUGCUUAACAUCACAUGUUUUUUAGAAAAAGGAUAAUCCUGUGGAUUUAUAUAUGCAGCUCCAAAGCUGCCCUUAUCCUAGAUGAAUAAGAUUGAAGUGAUGACAUGGGCAUCUAUAUGAGGAUGGGGCAUGGCUGUGUGAAAGUUUUCACAUGAUAUGUAAUAAGAUUGCAGCCUGUUAUCACUUGGGUUGGCCCACUGCCCAGAAGUUCUUUCAGGUGGCAUUUAACAACUAAUCUGCUGCCAUGCUCUGAAGUGUCAAAACUGUAUUUGGGCCAUGAGGGGUCAAUGAGAGGGAGUGAGGUUGGUGUAGAAUCUUUGUUUCCUCAGCAUAUCGUUGUCCAUAUGUGGGAUUAAAUUAGAAAGGGCCAGAAACAGAUACUUCCGUUCUUCUUUUCUCCAGCAAGGCCCUGAUAUGUGAGCCUGCAGCUUUUACAUUUAACUAACAGCUGCACGUGUGCUUUCUUUUUGCAGUAUCCAGCAGUCCAGUGCUUGAGACACUGCAUUAACAUACACCAGCCCUUCACCAACCAGGGGAAUGACAGACCAGUAAAAAUCUGAAAACUGUGGUCUCCACACAUUUGAAUUCUACGUAGUUGGGGAAGGCUAGUGCAGAUAACUUAAGAGAAGUUGUUCUGAUUACACCCAGUAGUGAAUGUAUUGGUAAUUCCCAUUACCUCACAAAUGUCCCUUACCAGGAAAUGUGUUACUGUUAUAGCUGUUUUUAUUUCAGUGCCUUUUUUUUUGUUGUUGUUCCUGUUGCAAUUGUUGUUUGAGUUGCCUUUGGAAAUCCAUCUAACAGGAGCUCACCUGUUUUUAAAUGGAAACCUUUCUACAAGAUCUUGGUCUCUUCAGUUGCCUUGCUGUCUUUAAGACUUUGAAGACUGAAGUUACUUAGAUUUAAAAUGGAACGAGUCAAAGACUUUGAUAGCUUUCUCCAUUUCCUUGUUAGGGAUGGCUAUUUAGAAUGGGAGUAAGAUGCUUUUGAAAAAAAAUUAGUGAUAAAGAUUAUGUUGGUUAAAUAACAGUCUGGGAUUAAUAAACUGUGUAAAGCCGUCUUCCCAAUUGCUGCCUUCAGAUCUGUGGAACUACAGCAUCUGUCAUUGGUGACCAACAUGGGUAGUCCAACUCUUCUGGAAGGCACCUGGUUGGGGGAAAGCUGAUCUAACGUAUAUGAAAUUAAUCUUGUAUAUAUACUAGUAUUCUCAAUUAUUAUUAAGCUUAAAUACCUCCAAAGAACUCAGAGUGGCAUUCCCAUGGUUCUUCUCCUCUAAUUCAUCCUUACAACAGCCCUAUGAGGUAGGUUAGGCUGAGAGAGAAUGACCGGCUGAAGGUUAUUCAGUUUGCUUAAUUGGCAGGAUUUGAAUUAGAAUCUCCACUCACACCUUGACAUGGUCAUUGUAAUAUUAUAUUGACUACCUUUAUUUUACAUAUACUCCCUGGCCUCAAAGGCAUUAAUUUAGGAUCGUAUAUUCUCCUGUUGAGCUCUUGCAUCCCCCAAACCACUUUUAUUAUAGUUAGCUUGUUUUAAGUGCCCUGAGUAAGGUUAUUAUAUGCUUUUUGAAGCUGUAAAGAUAGAAGAGGCUGGCCCAAGCACAAUCAUUUCACAGUGGAGAUCACACUGAAAAUUUGGAAAUCAGGAUUUUUUAAAAAACUUUCUAUACCAUUGCUUUUCUUCCCGAACAGAAAAUAUUUGGAAAUUACUUACAGAUACAGGCCUCCAAGUUUUCUGUGGGUGGCAGUCACAGUUGGCUAUAUAUGCUAAGCAUUAUUUUUGCCCCCCCCCCUUUUUCCCCCUCAAAAACUUUUCUGUAUAAGGAAAGUGAAGCAGAGUCUAGAAUGGUAGCAGAGUCAUGAAGCAGAGUCUAGAAUGGUAACUUGAUGUAAGAGUGGAGAACCUGGGACCCUGCAAACAUUGCAGGAUUCCAGUUCCCAUUAGCCCCAGUCAGGGUGGUCAAUGAUCAGGACAAGUGGGAGCUGUAGUCCAACAAUAUCUAGAGCAGUGUUUCUCAGCCUUGGCACCUGGGGAAUUCCGGGAGUUGAAAUCCACACAAAGUUGCCAAGGUUGAGAAACGCUGGUCUAGAGGGACACUGAAUUCCCACUCUUAAUGUAAAAGGGAAGCAGCUCCCCGAUUACUUCAAAUGCUCCAAAUAAUGCUUCAAACUUGACCCAAAUCUUUCUCAAUUUGGAGCUCUUCACAUGUGUUGAAACUACAUGUAGUCCCAACACAUCUGGAAAGCUCUAAGUUGGGGGAAGCUGUCUACACCAAUGAAAACUUUAUACAUUUUUUAUUUUGCUUUAAGCACUUAAUGUCACUUUUCCAUUGAUGAAUUAAGACAUUCAGAACUUAGAAUGGCUUGAAUACAACAUGGUAAUGAGAAAUGUUUACAGAUUUGGAAGGGCACAGUUGAGAAAAAGUUAAUUAUCAGGAAUAGAAAGCACAUAUUUCUCUUUAUAAUAUCAAAGCCUGCUAGGCCUAAUAUGAAGUGACUGUUUUUCUUUUAAUAUCGAAUCUAGAUUAAUAAUAUUUCUGCCUUUAUUCCUAAUGCUUAAUAUGUAUAACCAUUUUGUAUAUGAGUGUGUUUGUAAUAUGUAAGGGGCUCUGUAAACUGAAUGUGAUGAGUUAUGCAUACUGUCAAAUCAUUUAAAACUAUUUACUCCAUCUAAUAAAUGAAGCCAUUUUCCCAUGUGAUUUUUUAAAUCAGAUGGAAGUGUCAGUAAAAGAUUUA